Molecule: messenger RNA, 10121 nt
Organism: Chionomys nivalis (European snow vole)
Lineage: Eukaryota; Metazoa; Chordata; Mammalia; Rodentia; Cricetidae
Gene: Amer2
Product: APC membrane recruitment protein 2
Exons: 1
Coding region: 1-2034 (677 amino acids)
Biological process (GO): regulation of canonical Wnt signaling pathway
Cellular component (GO): plasma membrane
Molecular function (GO): phosphatidylinositol-4,5-bisphosphate binding; beta-catenin binding
Source: RefSeq, a predicted model, not a curated record
AUGGAGACGGGCAGGAGCCGCGGCGGCGGCUGCGGCGGCGGCGGCGGCGCGGCUGUCAGCGAGCGCGGCGGCGGCGGCGGCGCGCGCGCGGGGGUCUGCAGGAGGCAGGAGCAGGCCGGGGCCCUCGUCGCAGACAUGGACUCGCAUUGUGAGUGCGCCGCGGAGACGCCCGCCGCAGAGCCGCCGUCGGGGAAGAUCAAUAAGGCUGCGUUCAAGUUAUUCAAGAAGAGGAAAUCGGGGGGCACCAUGCCCAGCAUUUUUGGGGUCAAAAACAAAGGGGAUGGGAAGAGCGCGGGGCCGGCGGGGAUGGUGAGAAGCAGGACCCACGACGGACUUGCGGAGGUACUGGUGCUGGAGGGCAGCAAGAAGGAGGAGCCGCCCGGCGGGGGCGACCACGGUGGGGCCCGGUCAAACCCCGGACCCCCCAAAGCCGCCGGGCCUGGCCUGGGCUCCCUGGCCAGCAGCUCGGUGGCCAAGUCCCACAGCUUCUUCUCCCUGCUGAAAAAGAACGGGCGAUCGGAGACCGGCAAGGGGGACCCUGCCGAGGCGAGCAAGGCUGGCGGCAAACAAAAGAGGGGUCUGAAAGGGAUCUUCAGCAGCAUGCGCUGGCACCGGAGGGACAAGCGCGGCAAGGAGGAGGAGGAGAAGGCGGCGCGCGCGGCGGGCCCGGGCAGCCUAGUCCUGCCCGGCUCGCUCACCGCCAGCCUGGAGUGCGUCAAGGAGGAGCCGCCCCGAACCGCGCGCCGCCCGGACAGCCCGGGCCAGGACGCCCCGCGACACGCAGCAGGUGAGCCCGAAGGGGGAGAGCAGGCGCCCGCGUCCGCCGAGCGCGCCCCGGCGCGGACCUGUCUCGAGGCCGCGAGCCCCGCCGGCCCUGGCGACCAAAGCGCCCGGGGAGAGGACGCCGAGGGGCAUUGGCGCGCGGAGAAGCCCGGGGCAGCCCUCGAGUCGGGAGCUGGUGAGGUCCAGGCGGCCGAGGAUGCGUCCAGGACAGGUGACGUUCCGAUAAAGACUGUCCCCCUUGUCGACUCCGAAGGUGGCAGCGGCCGGGCGUCUGCCGUCCCUGACCCUUCCUCUGUUGAUCCACCCUCAGACCCGUCGGCAGAUCGUAUUUGUUUGAUGUUUUCUGACGUGACUUCACUGAAAAGCUUUGACUCUCUUACAGGCUGUGGAGAUAUUAUUGCAGACCCAGAAGAAGAGGCAGGUCCCAGCUGUGACAAGCAUGCCCCCGGGCCAGGCAAGCCAGUGCUCUCUAAAAAGAACCCCAGCGAGGUGGCCUACCAAGGAGGAGGGGAGGAGAUGGCCAGCCCAGAUGAGGUGGACGACACCUAUCUCCCAGAAUUCUGGGACAUGUUGUCCCAGACCGAGGACCAAGGACAAGGGCCCCAAGAGGGCGCAGCGAAGGCGGCCACUGCUUCAGACACCAAGCUGGCCUCUGAGACCUCCAAUGAUGUCCGGUGCGGGGAAGUAGCCAAGGACGUGUCCUCUGUCAAGCGCAGGAGGCUCCACAAGAUCCCCAUUGAUCCUCAGCAGAAGGAGGAGCUCAAGCACCCCGAGAAGGAGCAUCAAGAAGGCGUUCCUAACAGCGACGAGGGCUACUGGGACUCCACCACUCCUGGUCCAGAAGAAGAUAGCGCCAGCAGCAGUAAGAAGGCCAUCAUUCCCAGGGAUAGCGACAGUGGCGAUGCCCUCUAUGAUCUCUACACUGAACCCGAAGGAAGCCCAGCUGCCGUUCCCGCCACGGAGGACCCACCCUGCUUAUCCCGGCUAAAGCCGGUGUCUCCAGGCACCAUCACCUGUCCACUGAGAACACCAGGCAGCUUGCUGAAGGACUCUAAAAUCCCUAUUAGCAUCAAACAUCUCUCCAAUCUUCCGUCCAGCCAUCCUGUGGUGCACCAGCAACCAGCCAGGAGUGAGAUGCCCAGAACAAAAAUCCCCGUUUCCAAAGUGCUGGUCCGCAGGGUCAGCAACCGGGGUUUGGCUGGGACCACCAUCAGGGCAGCAGCAUGCCAUGACAUUGCCAAAAAGUUGUGAGGUCUCCAAGGCCAAGGAGGAUGGAUGGGCCAUGUGUUAAGGAAUACAGCACUCCCUCGGAAACCACUGAAGGAAGCUCGCUUUGCCCAAAGCAAACAAUUUAGGACCCACCCUUCUCCACGUGGCCUAGCAGUCUUUGUUGGAGACAGGGAUAGGACACCCUGGGAAGGGAAUGUUACACCUGGAGUUCAGAUAAGUUCCUGAGGAUUCUUUUCUAGCACUUUCCUUUCUCUUUUAAACUUAAAAAAAACAUCUGUUUUUUUUUUUCUUCUUUUCUUUUUAACUCGUGGAUCACUCAGAAGUAGCCUUCCCUUGCUUUUGCAGAAAAUAAGAUUUAACCAAAUCUAGUGAAAAUAUCACACCAGGUUAUCAGGCUGUUCUAGAGUCAAGAGGGCCUUGAGGAAUCACUUAACAACAGGAUUCUUGCCUCUUUCCAGGAAAAAAAAGGGGGAAAAAAAAAACCCUUUGCUUAUCACUGUGUGGGAAACACCUGCAAAGCUCAAAGAUCCCUGUAGUUAUGUGAUGGGAAGAGGGGAAUGUUGGCUGCAGAGAACCUCACAACGUCCAGUUGCCAGAUACACAAAUAGGUAAACAUCUGUCUCUACGAAAACAGAAAGAUUCUAGUUUGGUUGGUUCAGAUCACUUGUCUGAGGAGAAAUAAAAGGCUAAUGAUUAGUUUAUGUGGUUUUUUUGUUUGUUUGUUUGCUUGUUUUUGAUUUUUGGAUUUACUUCUUCCUCUUGGUGCAAAAAUGAGGAUCAGGGAAUGAUCUCACUAAAUGCUAAAUACCCAGUAUUUUGUCAUGUGUGAACUUCAACCUUCUUACGUGUAGGUAAUGCAUAUUUUAACAGUUUGCCUCAUGGUUAACAUUUUACAACUCGUCAAUGAUGUAGAAUUUAGAGUCUGGUCUUAUAGCUGAGAUAUGAUGACAAACCAUUGUGAUUCUUUAUGCACUGUAGCCUGGGGCAGGGAUACUUCUGAUUUAGGAGGGUUCUUUGCAUAUAUAUCUAUAUAGAUGUGCUAUAUAUACAUAUAUAUACAUGUAUAUAUGUAUGUAUGUAUGUUACUGAUGCCCUUGAACAAUGCAUUACCUGGCCUUGGUUAACAGUCCAUUUCUCAGCCCAAACCAGAGAUUUUACCUUACUUAUAAAAUGUUGAAUCCAACCAUUUCCCCAAGGUUAGAGGAAGUGCGCAAUGAACAUAUGAAGAAGUAAUAGAAAAUACAAGUUUGAAACUAUUCAUUUGGCUUCUGCUGUAUAAACCUGUGCCUGAGACAGCUGUGUGCUUCCUGUGACACUGCCAGGCCUAAGCAAUUCUACUAAGUUAUUUUUGAGAAGUGGUUUGAUUCAAUACGUGCUUUCUAAUAUUUAGGCUGAAACGCCAAUGCCUUGGCAGUUUGAACAAUAUAGUGAAGGGGUUCCUCGAAUGCUCUUAGUGUCUGAUGAUUAAACUGAUGUCUUCUGGAGAUACAUUUGACUAAAGGGCUGGAGCUUCUCCCAGAGGUGCUGCGGCCCAUCAGGAAGAUGGCACAUAGCCCAGCGACCCUGCAUGUGUGUGAAAGAGAUGAGCACAGUGUGACUCGAGUUCCAGAGAGAUGCCUAAGAAAAGGUCUGCUAUUUUGUGUUUUAAGAUUUUAGUUCUAUUUUGUAAAAGAAGAAAAGAAGCUAAAUAUAUGAAAACUUAUUUUAAUAGUACGAAGGAAGCAAAAGUAAGUGGACAUCAAGGAAGACUUGAUAAGGCAUAAAGGAACCUGUUCCCAUUUUCAGUUUGUGGCGACUCCCUUAGAAGAGGGGGUAGAGGUCUGCUGCAUCCCUGAGUUAGAUUACUGACUUUUACUGUGUUGUCUCAGGUCCUUGAUGCUAUCGCCAAGCAAUGCAUUAAGUUUUAAUGUCCCUGUGUCUAGAGAUGAGACCCUCCAGGUACGCAUCACUCUCAGUGUUGGCCUCAUUCUCAGAAACCAUACAAGCAUCUCAGACAUGCUCAGGAAUCCAUCUGGAUAAAAACUACCAGACAGAAGACAUCUCAGAAUAGCUGGGGAUUUGACAAUAUUUUGAAAGUCACUUUGCCCUUGAGAAAAAAAAAAACUUUAAAUUUGAUUAGUAUUGAUAAACAUGUAUAACCUCCAAAAUGUUUGUUUCCCCCUAGAACCAGAGAGGAUAUAAAUUAUACUUCAAACAGGGAAACAAAAGAACUUUCUCCUUGUGCUUUUUCCUACAAAGAUUAGGCUCACCUUUGCACGACUGCAUGGCUGGGUUUUGUUUGCGCUUGUUCAGCUGUGUAGGAAAGGUAGCGUGUGAAGAAUGGCUUCAGCCCUUGUCAGAGGAAUGGCAGGUGGUUGCUGAGGCCCCUGAAGCCACUCCUUCAAGUGUUCCCAGUCACCCUCUAUGCCAUCCUCACUUUAGAAGUGAAGGAAAAGUUUAGCAAUAUUUACCUUAAUUUCCCCUGGCAAUUGACCAGUUACAAAAGACUUAAAGGGCUUUAUUUAUAAAAUUCUUUUCGCCACACUUCCCUCUGCCCCUGAUUUUUCCACUUUAUCCUGUACGUUUAAGACCAACACUCUGCCAGUCCAGUAAAGGACUUGACAGUGAACUAAAUGUCCUUAGUCGUUAGCAGGUAGCACAGUGGUCAGCUUUCUCCAAACGCAGAGUAGGGGUCAGAGCUGCUUUCUUGGGCCAAGGGUUAUUUUGUCUUAUCUGUGUUUAAAAGAAAUUUCUAGAUUUACAUGCGACUGUUUGUAAAUUUGUUAUCUAAUAGUCUUCUGAGAAUUUGACAGACUUCAUUUCUGACUUUUUAAGAGAAAGGUCAGACAUGAGCACAUGGGGAUUUCUUGGUAUGUACAGUUCUAAGGUCCAUUGGGUUGGCACUCUUUGGCUAAAGAACUGCCCCAAAUCAGCCAAAUCAAUUGUGGGGCAGGAAUUUGUCUGUUUAAUGGCUCUGCACAAGUAUCUUUAAUAUCUAACACACACACACACAUACACACAUACACACACAUACACACACAUACACACACACAUACACACACAUACAGACACACACACACACACACACACACACUUAAAGCCAAUUUAGUCCUGUCAUGGCUCUCCUGGCAGUGGAGGCUUUUAUUCUCCUCCAUCGUGGAGUGGGAGACAUUUCAUUUACCACAGCAUUUCCAAUAAUCACUAGAGGAAAGAAAUUUUUAUGACUUCAUGUACUAACAAUGCAAGGCAGACCAUCAGGACUCCCUUGAGAUGCAUUUUGCACAAAACUUACCUGCCUUCUGCCAUGCAAAUUCAGUGUUUCAUCCAUGCAGACGACGCCUUGCCCAGCUUAGAGGGCUUGCUCUCUCGUCUCAGUUCUUCACUUAUUGAAAUUAAUAUACAAAGAGCCCUUUGAUGACUCUGUUGUCGAAGUCAAAGGCUCUAUCAGGUGUUAAGAUUUCUUUGGCCAAACUUUCUAAGACUUUCCCUCUUCCCCUCUCUGAUCUCUCUGGGGAGGUCUUUAUUGAGAGUGUUACCUAAAGAGUUUGACUCCAGUGACUUUAUUUCUCCUGUUUCCACCAUAGUUAUCUGCCACCCUGGGGUAGUGCCAAUAUCACACUCCCCAUGUUGUUGGCCUUCUGGACUAUGUUAGCAUGUUUGGGAUCAUGAGACUAUCACAUGUUGUUGGCCUUCUGGACCAUGUUAGCAUGUUUGGGAUCAUGAGACUAUCACAUGUUGCUGGCCUUCUGGACCAUGUUAGCAUGUUUGGGAUCAUGAGACUAUCACAUGUUGUUGACCUUCUGGGUCAUGUUAGCAUGUUUGGGAUCAUGAGACUAUCACAUGUUGUUGACCUUCUGGGUCAUGUUAGCAUGUUUUGAUCCUUGCUUUUUCAGUCAUUGUCAAUGUCUUCCUUUCACUGGGAGUGUGAGGACUUGGCUCUCUGUGCUUGGUCCCUACUGAGACAUAAAGAGUCAUCUACACUCUGCUUCCCUCAUGAGUGUCAAAAAAAAAAAUUAACACAAGAAUUUUCCCGUUGCCUCUCCUUGUCACCAGGAUGGCCAGUGAGAAGGCUCUGCAUAAGAGAAUCCAAACACCUCAGCUAACCUUGGUCCUACUCUUUCUGGGCCCACUAAGAAAGGUCUCAAUUAUCUGUGUAAAAAUAUCUUAGUCAAAAUUAACUGAGUCAAAAUAUCUUAGACAUUUUGACUCGCUAUACAAAAACAUUGAUGAACCAGCGAGGGAUGAACAAGGUCUUAGCAGAGUGUCCCUUAGAUGCUGUGUGGCAGAGGGGCCUGCUCAGGAGGACCUCAGGGUGCUUAGUGUUUCCUCAGAGUGAUCGUUGAUUGUGUCACUUGGGUCUCUGCUCUCAAGACUUUUCAGUGGCUCUCAGUUCUAGAGCGCUUCUCUGGCCGUUCCAUUCUGGUGAUGGUUCAAGAGAAACAGUUUGUUGCAACAAAAGCCACUUAGAAAAGAAGUGAUUGCUCUGCCUGCAGAGAGAUGAAGCCUUAGAGAGGUGGUUUGGAAUUGAAUUAGGGAGAAGAGUUCUUUCUUGAAUGGAAACAGGGAAGGUUAAAGCAUCACAAAGCCUCCAGCUGACAUACAGCAGCUUUUAUGAUAUUGACUUGAAUACAAUCCAAAGCAUAUUUCCAGGAUAGUCACAGCAUCUAACAAUUUAAAAAAUCCAGUCCAGUUGGGGGCUUACAUGUGGCUGUGCUGUUAUUGGAUUUUCUUCAAUAUUCUUUAAAACACUUUCAUUUGACCCAUCUCUUCUUUGCAUGUUUUGCAUUUGUACUUUUUGCUUAUAGUUUUUAUGUUGGAGCAGAAUGGUGGUAAAUCAAGUCAUACAAAAUCUUCUAGUGGCCCAGCCCUUGCCUCUGUGUGCCGGUGCUCCUGGGAGCACUGAGUAACUCCACUUUCUUAACAGGUGUAUGAAGUGACAUUGUCUCCCUGAUGGGACUUUGAUUCAGACAAUCUGACCCUUUCAUUGCAGGCUCUCUCUCUUUCUCUCUCUCUCUCUUCCCCUCUUUCCGUAGUCUCUGAGGCAGGGUAACUGUUUAGUGUCCUAUGUAGUAACACAGGAGCUAAGAGCUGCUGACGUUACUGACCUCACUUCACUUCUAACAGGAAAAGCGAGCUCACAUCCAAGCUCAUGAAAUUAGCUUUGUGUCUAAGACAUUGGUGCUUGGGUCACAUACAGGGGAGCCUGUAGCUCCUUGUUCCUCUGUGCUCCAAAAGCAAACAAAUGGCUUCCUUCUCUUUGGAGCACCCUCUCCUUCCAGGGAUUAGCAUGGAAAGUACAGACACAAGUCUCUUCUGUUGUCAUGGCAACACCUCUUCCCCCGAUAAGAUUUUGGCCAUUCCAGGCACGCCUCACUUGCUUUCCUACCUUAAGCCUGAAGUAGCGUUGCUUUGAGUAAUUUGUGUUCCAUUCAUUGCAGUAAGAACAUUCAGCAUAAAGCCUGUCCUUUUCAGUUUUUACGUGUACAAUCCAGUACAUGUGACUACAGGCACACCACUUAGAGCAGGCCUCUAGAGUUUCCACACGCAGGAGUAAGGAGCAUUUUCUUGCUCACUGAUCAGCCAUGCCCCCUCCUCCAACCCUGCUAACCACCAUUCUGCUCUCUGAUUCUAGGAAUCGGACUGUUUUCAAUACCUCAGAGCAGUGGGAUUUGGUAGAUUUUAUGCUUGUGUGACUCGCAGCUUCACUGAGUGUAACGUCUCCCAGACAUCAUGCCUACCUUGUCAUAUGUUCAGGGCUUCUCCCUUUCUGGAUGCUGAUCCAGUUGCGCUGCCUGGAUACUGUCUUUUAUUUUUCCAGUUACCUGUCAAUAGACAUGAUAUUAUGUCUUGGCGGCCGUGGAUAAUGUCCUGCUGUACAUGAGAAUGGAAAUAGGUUUUCAAGAUCCUCACCUCAAGCCUUUCAGAUAAAUACCCCAAAGUGGAAUUGCUGGGCCACACAGUAAUUUUAAUUUUAAGCCUCUGAGGACCUUUUAUCAUGGUGUGUUUCCCACGGCAGAUGCAGCAUUUUACACCUCUAACAUCAGCACACAAGGGCCCAGCUUCUCCACCAUCAACUGCCUGUCUGUUUUCUUCUCAAAUGGAAAGCAGCUGAAUGCCCCUUUGCCCCGGUUCAAAUCUGUAGUCUAGAUGUAAGCACCUGCCAUCACAAGCCAUCUGUUCUGUUUCCCCAGUGGCCCUGGAAUCUUGAUCUACCUUUCCAGACUCAUUAAUUCGCUCAACUGGUACUUACUGAGCACAUCUGAUCAUUUUGUGGUUAAUUCUACGAUCGCCCAUAGGCUAGGCUUCCUAUAGUGUUAGAAAGGAAACUCUCUACUUUGUUUUACACCCUUGUCUCGAUCGCUCACAAGAACUAUGUAAGACUUGUUUGGGCUCCAUUUUCCAGACGAAAAAACUGAUUCUUGAGGAGGUUGAGGAUCACUGAGGCCUGAGUCACACAUGGAGUAACGGAUAGCGUUUGAACCUGACCCCAUAGCUCUGCCUUUAAUUAGAGAUCUUUGUUCGGCCGUCACACCCCUUUCAAAUUACUCAUUUUAAGGUAGAAACUGAUUGAUGUUCUCAACUAUAAGAUUCUGACUCCAUUUUUAUGGUGGUGGAAGUCAUUUAAAUGAUUCUUUCAUGUAAAACUGGACUUGGGUUUUAAAUAGCCAUUGAUGACCUUCAUAAAAAUCUAUGUUAGUGUCCAAAAGGUUGAUUUUUCCUAUCUAGGUCAGUUAAAACUGGGGGCCAUAGCCCCCAGUUAUUUAGAUUGUACGUAUGAACUGUAUAAUCUUAUCUCUGUUUUGCCAAGAAUAUAGCUAGAAAAGCAAUUUCAGUGGGGAAUCCAUUAAGCCUUGUUUCCUUUCUCUCUGAUCCCAGGGGGUGCCUUUCUCAGUGUUUAGGGGAAAUCAGUUUGAAAUUGCAUCAAUAUCACAACUAAAAAGAUUAUUUUACUCAUAUAUAUGCUACCUGCCUUUGGUCAACUUUUUCCGACUCAGUGAACGGGACACAGUGGGAGAAUCGAUGCUGGUCCUUCUUACGCUGUUGAACUGUAAGCUAGGAGGAGUCAGGAGUUGUAUGUAAUAAUUAACUUUCUGCUGGAAAUGAGAACACACAUUUCAGAUGCAGUUGUGGUGCCUGGGUCUUUGAGAUGCAUCCAACCUUCUCAGAGAUCUUCAUAUCUGGAUCACUUAAUAAACUAACGUAGAAAUACUAGAACAUGUGGCCCCAAAGCACAGGGUCAUGGAGGGCAAAUGCAGCUCAUCGCUGUGUACGGCGUGUACGAGGCUGGUAUCUGUGACGCGGCCUCGGAAGCCAGGUGGAAUUAAUGAGAGCUCUUAACUGCCUAAUAAAGAACUGCUGACCAUUUUCACUGCUUCCAGAAUAAAUUUAGUGGAGCUGAUCUGAUUGAUAGCUAGAGGUGGAUUCCGGCAGAAUGUUGGAGAGAAUGACUCUGACGACGUAGAAGCCCUGUCAUUUGUCAUCAGCGGCCCAGCAUGCCCCUGAUGAACUUCAGAUUGUCUGAUCCCCAGGCAGCAUCUCAGAGUGAUAUUAGGAAGUGCAGGCUGUCGGGCAGCGGUGACUAAGGAAAUCCAAGCAGAAACUCCCUGCAGGACAGCCUUCCUGAUGGAAGGGCCUUCCUGGCGGGAGAGCCUCUGAGGACAGGGCUUGGCUGCAUCACUUUUGUGCACAGGAGGAAAAUGGCUAGGAAUUGGUAGGCUUAUAUAUAUUAUUUUUAUAAUAGAAUGUUAAUCCUCUGAAAAACAUCAAAAAAGUUAGUCUUCUAGAAAGAACUCUAUGCUUUCCAAACCUACUUCAAAGAAGGGUUCUAAACACCGAUAGGGUCCUUUAUCCUUCGCUACUCCAAUGGUCUAAUGGGAUAGAUGAAUCGAUGUUUAUAUUUUUAAACCUGUAAAUAUUUUUAUUUUGAAUAUUUUGUAUAUUUGUUGAUAUACUUCCAUUUUGUGCAUAUGUACUAUUGUGCAUGUUGCUGGUUUUGACAGCCACUCUUUUAACAAAUGUAAGCAGGUUGGACGAAUGCACUCUCCGCUUCCAUUCACCUUACACUGAAAAUACAACGUUGUCACGUUAACUGUUGUGUUUAAAUCCUGUCAAUAAAUUCUGUCGCUCCU